This is a messenger RNA of Drosophila elegans, 1139 nucleotides long. RefSeq names its product transcription termination factor 3, mitochondrial (gene mTerf3). Gene Ontology annotation, biological process: regulation of DNA-templated transcription; mitochondrial ribosome assembly. The record is from RefSeq and is a predicted model, not a curated record. The transcript has 2 exons. Gene Ontology annotation, molecular function: double-stranded DNA binding. Lineage: Eukaryota; Metazoa; Arthropoda; Insecta; Diptera; Drosophilidae. Gene Ontology annotation, cellular component: mitochondrion. The coding region runs from base 39 to 1106 and encodes 355 amino acids.
AGCUGGGCACACUUGAAUAGUCUGGCAACGCCGCCAGCAUGUUUUGCUCAGCUAUACGUAAGAUUCUGAAAAAUUCACAAAAUGCGGCCAAAUACUCUGCACUCACGCUGCAGUUACGGAAUUUGCGAGGACAACGCACCAACCAAAGCGAGGUGGAAGUGUUCAGGUCAGCGGAUGUAACCACUAAACAGAAUGACAAGGAAACGGAGGCGGCUACCCGGGAAAGCUCCUCCAAAGAAGUGGCUCUGGACUUUGGGAAACGGGAGGCCCAUGUGCCCUCCUUUAAUUUGGCGGCAUAUGUGAAUAACUCCAACACCCUGCAACAGUUCAUUAGCUUGGGAGUGGAUCUGCACAGCAUAGAAAGACGGAAGGGAUUAGGGGAGUUUGUACUCCGGCUGGAUUUCGAGAAGAAUGUGAAGCCCUACAUAACCUUCCUGGUGGAUCAGGGAAUUUCACCCGAUGAAUUUGGCCGGAUGUUUACCAAGAACCCUCUGCUGUUUAAGGAAGAUCUGGAUGAUCUGCAGACCCGUGUGGAGUACCUGAAAAGCAAAAGGUUCUCCGAUGAGGCGAGGCAAAGGAUCCUCACUCACAAUCCUUAUUGGCUGAUGUUUUCGACUAAGCGAGUCGAUCGUCGAUUGGGUUACUUCCAAAAGGAGUUCCGAUUGAGUGGCCAUGAUCUUCGCCUGCUGGCCACCAGGGAACCUAAUGUCAUUACCUACAACAUGGAGCACCUGCGGAAGUCCGCUUUUACCCUCAAGGAGGAAAUGGGAUUCAAUGCCAAGGAGCUAAGUGCCCUGUUGGUUCGCAAACCCCGAUUAAUGAUGACUCCUCCCGAUGAUCUUAUCGAGCGAUUCAGCUAUAUACACCAGGAUAUGGGCCUUUCCCAUGCCCAGAUUGUCCAGCACCCGGAGCUGCUGGCAUCGCGGGAGUUUAGACUGCGUGAACGUCAUGAGUUCCUCAAAUUACUGGGUCGAGCUCAGUACGAUCCUCAGAAAGAUCUGUAUAUUUCACCCAAGACAAUCGUUGAAGGAAACAACUUUUAUUUCGUGCGAAAUGUGGCCAAAAGUGAUUUGGAAACGUUCGAUUUAUUUUUGAAAACGAGAUGAGAAUAAAUAGGAAGUCUUUGAAUAGUUGAAAAA